Molecule: messenger RNA, 4501 nt
Organism: Chlamydomonas reinhardtii
Lineage: Eukaryota; Viridiplantae; Chlorophyta; Chlorophyceae; Chlamydomonadales; Chlamydomonadaceae
Exons: 9
Coding region: 189-4148 (1319 amino acids)
Source: RefSeq, a predicted model, not a curated record
GAUUGCUUAGACCUGUACUCGAGAGUCGACACCACAAGCUUUCUAACGGCAGACUUCGUCAAAGGAGCAAUCGCUCGCAUGAAAGCUGUACUUUCUUGCCGCAGGAUACUUGCUUGGCAAGAUAACGACAACCUAUGGCGUUGAGCAGGAUCGGCGAGCUGUAACUGGGCCAAUGCGCCGACAGCUCGAUGGCGCCGCGCCUCGUGCCCAUAGAGCACCCCCUCGACGCCGUCAACUACGAUGUCGUGCUGCAUCGCGAUGAGUCCUCGGGCUGCUACCAGUGGCGCUACGUGGACGCAGGGCUCGACUCGCGGCGGCGGGCAGCCUCCGCCUGCUGCCGCAGCCGUGGCGGGGAGUUGCCGCCGAGCCCUGGCAGCUCGCCUCCACCCGUGGCCGCCACCGCACCCCUUGCCGCCGCUGUGUACUCGGAUCCGGUCUCUUCAAUUUACCUUCCUGCUACAGCCCGGAGCCAUCAGCUGCACAGCAGCAUAGGCACGGGCGCCGUUCACGGUGCGACGGGCUGCCCGGAGGUAGCGUCGCCCGCUAGCUCUGGCUCACCAACUCGUGACGCGAUGGAGCUGGAGCAGCAGCAGCAGCAGCAGCAACAGCAGCCGCAUAACGGGAAGCAGGAUGAUUCAUUGUCAGGGCAGCGGGCACCAGCGGAGCGGGGCCAAGAAGCGGGCUGCCGCGCAUCACGUCCGCAGGUUCCUUUUCAUAGCCAGGCAGCAGCAGCGGCAGCAGCAGCAGCAGCGGCAGCGGGGCCGGAGGCCGCUUCACCGCCACUCGGACCAGGAGCGGGCGCAACUACAGGAACAGGCGCGGGGACGGGGAUGGAGGUGCAGGCGGAAGGGGAGGCGGAGGCGGACUUGGUGCCGUGUGGCCAUCCACACGAGGUCCUGGAGCCCACGCGGCGGCGGGAGCUGCUCCGGGCCACAGGGCUGUUGGGACAGGUGGCGCAUGACGCCGUGGUGCUGCUGUACGAGCUGCACCAGCUGACCGCCGCCUCCGCCGCCAUCCGCACCAGCGGCACCUGCCCGCCCGCCGCCGUGGACCUCACCGACCGCGACUUCGUAGUGCUGGCGCUACUGCCGCACCCGCACCCCACGGACCAGCACCAGCACCCGGACCAACACAACAUGGGGCAACACCAUACGGAGCAACACCACACGGAGCAGCCCAAGCCGUGGCAGUGCCAGCAGCAGCAGCAGCAGCAGGUGUCGGCCUCCGGCCGGACAGCACACCAGCAGGGGCAACCCCGCGAGCAGCUGAGGACCGGAGCGCCUGCAGGAGGUGGCGGCAGUGGCGGCGGCAGCGGCGGCAGUCCGUGUGCAGGUCGGUUACGGUCCCUCAGCGGCGGCGGUGAAAGUGAGGACUGCUUCGUUGGUGGGGGCCGGGGCCCGGGAGGUGGCGCGUGCAGUCACGGCUCAGCGGGUGGGACUGCUGGCGCUGGCGCCGGCGUGGCUGCCGCCGGCAGCAGCGACGGGAGCAGUGGCUGUAGCCAGAUCGGAGCUGGGUCAGGUGCCGGCAGUAGCUGUGGCAGCAUCAGGCGCAACAGCUCCGGGCCCUGGUGGCGCAAGCCGGCUGCGUGUGGCAGUCGGAGGCUCCGAAAGGGCGGGGUUGCGGUCAGCUCCUCCGCCGUCAGUCAUGGGGCUGCGGCGGUGGGGCCUGCUGCCGCUGCCGCUGCCGCUGGCACAGCAGCCGGCGAGCGCGGCGCCGCGCCGGCACUGGAGGAGGACCUGCAGGCCUCGGCGGCGCCCAUGGACAUCGACAUGGACUUCGCCGCAGGUGCCGUCGGGGCAGACGCCAGCGAAGCACUUGGUGCGGGGCAGUACACCAGCAACGACAUGCAGCAGCAGCAGCAGCAGCAGCAGCAGCAGGAGACGAGCUCAAGGCCAAAAGACGUGAGCAUGGCGGCAACGGCGGGCAGGCUGGGAGCAGGGGAAGGUGUGGUGUGGCCACCUCACGGCAGUGUGGGCCCGGGGCCGUACACGUCUUCAUCGUCACCACUCGCCAGCGUCACGCCCGCCGCGAUGCCGGCAGCAGGCGGCCCUGGGGACGGUAGCGGCCGUGACGCUCGCAGCGCAAACAGCAGCGGGGCCCUCGGUGUCAGCGGCAACGACAGCGGCAGCGGUGGUGGUGGUGGUGCACGCGGCGGGUCCGGGGCUGGGGUGGCGGCCAGCGCAGCGGCCCGGGCGGCGGCCAUCCGGGCAGCCAUUGCCGCCGCGCCGCCCGCGUCUUGGAGCUGGAGCCAUGCAUUUGCGUCGCGAGCGCAGCAGCAGCUGCCCAAGCAGCAGGCCGGAGCGCUGCUUCUUGCCCGGCCCGCAUUGGCCAAGCCCCCUGUGGUCAGCGGUGCACAGCAGUCCUCCGCCUACGCAGCAGCAGGCGCGCGCGCACCAGCACUUGCGCCCGCGGCGACGGCCCCAACAGCAGCUGCUGCCUCGCUGCGUCUGCGCCUGCUGCGCAGCGAUGGCGACUGUGCCGGACCCGCCACCCGCACCGGCGCCACGGCAGCAGCAACGGGUGCGACCUCAGCAGGCGCUUCCGUGUCGGUGACAGCGGCAUCGGCGGCGGCGCCUUCAAGCCCGACGGCAUCUACUGUUGCGGCUAUGGCGAGUUGCUCCCUGUCCACUGCCCGGCGCCCGCCGGCCGGCGGUGGCGCCGCAGCGGCCACACGGCCCUCGUAUGACAGUCAUGGCGGCGGUGCUCCGGCGUCGGCGUGCCAACCGUCACAACCACCGCCGCCGCAAUCACCACCGCAACAAACAUCGCUGGAGUCCGUGGGUGGCGCCGUGGAUGAGCACUUAGGGGAGCGGCCACCACACGUGCGACACCCGCAGCAGCAGCAGCAGCAUUCGCCGCCACUUGUGACGACGAGUGAGUCAAGCACUCGGCAGCACGAACACCCACAGCGGCAGCAUGUGCAAGGACACGAGGCACGUGCUCCGUUGCUGCAGUCGCAAUGGCAGCCGUGGUCAGCGGCAGUGCAGCCACCGCCGCCGCUGGCGCAGCCGCAGCCGCGGAGGGUGGCAGCGGUGGCUGUGUGUCGGCAGCUGCGGGAUGACCGCCGGGCGGCGGCCGUGACAGAGGCGUUUGCGGCGGCGACUGGAGCGGGUGCCUUCAAGCAGCAGCGCCGCAGUGCCUCCAAGACAGCGGCGGGCGCGACGCCGCUACUCACGUCCGGUUACACGUACGCCGCCUGCACCCUCACCAGCGUACCGGGCCUGUACGCGCACAUGCUGGACUCGCGGCACGGCCCCACACGCGCCGCACUGGUGUCCCAGCUGCUGCGGCUGCUGACGGGCGUGCUGGGGUCGCAGCACGCGGGCGCACUGCAGCUGCUGCGGAGGCACAGCAGGGGCCGUGAGUACCACGGCCCCGGCACCGGGCCCUUCUGCACCCUGUCGCUCACACACAACUACCACAACCGCAUACACGUGGACCAGGACGACCCGCCCCUGUCGUUCAUUACCUGGUGGCUGGAGGGCCGGUGCGGGCAGCUGUGCGGCGGCGCCUUCCGACUGGCCAACGUGCGGGUGCGCUUCACGCCGCUGCAGGGCACCACACUGCUCCUCAACACCAUCCUCAUCUACCACGGCACAGAGGCCUCCACAAACACACACUCGCCCAGCCGCGCCACCCGCCGUCCCGGCGGCCUCGACGCCGACACCAGCAGCAGCGCCAGCGCCAGCGCCAGCGCCAGCACGGUGCAGGUUGCCGACCCUGCCAACGCCGCGGCGGCCGUGGCGGCAGAGGCUGGCGCGGCGGCGCGGUGCGGUGCGGCGCCGGGCAGCGGCACCAGCACCAGCAGCACCACUGGUGGCACUGGCGGCGGCGGGCCUCUGCGGCGCCUAGGUUCGGCGCUGUGGGUGCGGGAGUCGGUUGUAGCGGCGGACGCGGCGUGGCGGGCGGGGGCGUGGGUGGCGUACAAGGCCGAGCACAAGCGGCGGCCGCGCGGCUUUGAGGAGGCCUGCAACUACGCACGCGGCCUGGUGCGGCGGUCUGUGGACCCGGCAGCGCAGCGGGCCGCCAUCCUGCGGGCCGGCCGCCUGACCGACUUCUUCCACAAGCACUGCGGGUUCGACGCGGCGCCGCUGCGGGAGGAGUGUGGGUGCUGGGGCGUGUGCGACCUGCCGCCUGGGGUGGUGUAGGGGGCGGGGUGGCGUGGCGGUAACUUGUAGCAUAACACAAUUUCGACUUGGAACUCGUGCAUGUGCGUGUGUGUGGGGGGGGGGGGGGGAAGCCAGGCUGCCCGAGGCGCAUUGCCCGGGGAUGCCGUAAGAACGGCGCGUGGCGGCGGCGUUGGACUAAUACCGUAUCAGGGCUAGGCGGUGUAGGCCGGGUGCGGCGCGGUUGAGUAAGCUGACCAUGACAUUCUGUGUGACGAUUGCUGAAGAGGCUGGAGGCUGCACGGUACAAAGGCGCUGCAGAGCCCGCUCCGUCAUCGGUAUGCUGUCUGCACAAUUGAACCUGAUGAGUGUCAUGAAUAAUCCGAUCUUUUUGG